Messenger RNA from Pygocentrus nattereri (red-bellied piranha), 1226 nucleotides. It is a transcript of the gene vti1b, whose product is annotated as vesicle transport through interaction with t-SNAREs 1B. The coding region runs from base 392 to 1069 and encodes 225 amino acids. NCBI's taxonomy places the organism in Eukaryota, Metazoa, Chordata, Actinopteri, Characiformes, Serrasalmidae. Gene Ontology annotation, biological process: regulation of protein localization to plasma membrane; vesicle fusion with Golgi apparatus; Golgi to vacuole transport. Gene Ontology annotation, cellular component: Golgi apparatus; SNARE complex; ER to Golgi transport vesicle membrane. The transcript is spliced from 6 exons. Gene Ontology annotation, molecular function: SNARE binding; SNAP receptor activity. The record is from RefSeq and is a predicted model, not a curated record.
AUGCAUUGCGACGUGAAGGACGCCGAGCGUUGCCUGAGAGCUUGUGUCGCCACGGUUCUGGUUAAAUCGGGUGCUUUGGCGUGUCGACACGUUUAAAGAAGCGCUGUGAAGCUUUGUGUGUAUAUAAAUCUUUAACAAUACCGAAGGGGUGUAGAAAGCGUCGUGCGACUGAAGUUUAUCUUUCAUGGCUUGAGUUUUGGCCACCAAGCAUCACGAGGGCCGCCGGAGGAGGAAGGGUUGUGUUGCUGUAGCGAUCCUGUCGCAGCAGAAUCGCAACCUCGUCGUUAUUCUGGUGUUUUUAUCUGAAAAACGGCCUUUCUGGAGGUUUUGGUUCCUCAGUCUGGGACGCGUUUCUCGGUGAAAGUAGCUGCCGAUCAGGAAAGCUGACGGGAUGUCGUCGGAGGAGUUUGAGAAACUUCACGAGAUGUUUAAAUCAUUACACGAUGAACUGAAGCUGAUUCCCGAUCGGGUGGUUCGGUGUCAUGGAGAGGAGAAGAAGAAGCUGGUGAGAGUGUUUGAUGAACGCCUUGGAGAGGCAGAGGAAGUGCUGCAGGGGAUGGACCAGGAGCUGUUAGGGGCGCCGGCCUCCUUCAGGAACCCCAUGUCCACUAAAAUCAGGCUUUACCGCAGAGAUCUGGCCAAACUGCAGCGAGACCUGCGCUCGGACACAGGCCUGGGCUUCUCCAGCCGGCCAGGAGACGGCAGACGCAGCGUCUAUGGCUCACAGAAUGAGCACAGUACUCAGCUGCAGGCCCAGCGAGCUUUACUAAUCCAGGGCACGGAGUCUCUGAAUAACGCCUCACAGAGCAUCGAGCGCAGCCAGCGCGUCGCAGCCGAAACUGACCAGAUCGGCACCGACAUCAUCGAGGAGCUGGGCGAGCAGAGAGAGCAGCUGGACCGAACCAGGGACAGGCUGGUGAACACAGGAGAGAACCUGAGCCGCAGCAGGAAGAUCCUGAGAGCCAUGUCCCGACGAUUGAUGACCAAUAAGCUGCUGCUGGGCGUCAUCAUCAUUAUGGAGUUAGCCAUACUGGGAGCUGUGGUCUACCUCAAAUUCUUCAGACACUAGACGGCAUGGGAUAAACGCCUAACACUGAAAUCUGCUCUCUCUCUCCCUCUUUCUAUCUCGCUGUAUAAAUCUCUUCCCUCUCUCUGUCUCUGUUUCUCUCUCUCUCUCUUUUCUCUGUCUCUCUCUCUUUUUCUGUCUUUAUCUCUCUCUAUCUAUA